AUGAUAGAAGAGUCUACAACCUACUUUCUAGAUUUAUCAUAUCCAACUAAUAUUGUAUCAGUUAUAUCAAAUACUGAAAAAGGUAAUUUUAUUGUUCUUGCAGAAGUUCGAUUAGGACAAAGGCUUUAUCAGAUAAAAAAAUAUUAUCCAACUGCUAAUAAAUAUGUAAAAAUAUUAGAAAUUAGUAUAUUAAAACAAGAAGAUAUUGAUGAGGAUGAUAAAGGUGGAUAUAAUGAGAAAGAGAAUAAUUAG
Messenger RNA from Cetraspora pellucida, 252 nucleotides. The record is from the annotation of a GenBank genome assembly. NCBI's taxonomy places the organism in Eukaryota, Fungi, Glomeromycota, Glomeromycetes, Diversisporales, Gigasporaceae.